AUGGAAAAGUUAGCAGAGGGGGCGCACAACAAAGUCUUCCAUUGCAAGCUUGACAAUGGUCUCGAGGUGAUCGCACGCAUUCCGACGGUCGUCGCUGGGCCCGGUCGUCUCGUCACCGCGAGCGAGGUUGCUACCAUCGAUUUUGUUCGCUCCCAGCUUGGAAUACCUGUCCCUCGUGUCCUCGCAUGGUGUGCAGACGCGUCGACCACACCGGUCCAGGCAGAGUACAUUGUGAUGGAAAAGGCGGAUGGAAUCGAACUCGGCAAGGUUUGGGACAACAUGUCCUCGAGCACGAAGGACGCUGUCGUCAGAGAAUGGGUAGACAUCGAGGCACGUAUGCUGACUCCCAUCUCAGGGGGUUAUGGUAGCGUCUUCUACCGCGGUGACAUCGAUCAGACGCUCUCCCGGAAUAUACUUGUGGACGGCACUGAGCGAGAUCGCUUUGUGAUAGGACCUAGCGUCUCUAUGUCAUUCUGGGAGGAAGAGAGGCGGGACAUGAAUCUUGAUCGCGGACCCUGGGGAGAUGCGCUAUCAAGUCUGAAGGCCGAAUCCCUUCGCGAGCGUGCUUGGAUCGAAAAAUAUGCGAUUCCCAAUCCAAACCCGGGCCCUUUCGAGCCACCUGUGAACGUCCAGCACCCGCCGUCACACCUCUCCCUACUCUCUCGGUAUGAAUCCAUACUUCCCUACCUCCAUCCUCCCACCCGUGACAUGUCGCGUGCAACUCUGUGGCACACCGAUGUACAUUUUGCCAACAUAUUCAUCUCACCGGAGGACCUGGCCAACGGAAAGGUCACGAUCACAGCUGUCAUAGAUUGGCAGCAUACCUCCUUGCGGCCUCUCUACCUACAGGCUCGCACCCCUCGCUUCAUUCGUUACUACACCCCUCUGGACGCGUCCGACCUUGAUAGCGAGCUGGCGAAUCGUCAUGAACUGUACGCGGCGACCUGCGCCUCACGAAGUCCAGACUAUCACCGUGCGCUCUCUUUCGACACAAGGGACCUCAUCAUACCACCGGUCCAAUUUGCCGGUCGCAUUUGGUCCGGGGGAUUUGUGCCUCUGCGCGAGUCCCUUACCGCACAUCCUCGGACGCUUGCCACUCAGCAGCGUCUGCAGCAUGUGUUUCCCUUUCGGUCGCCGAAAACUCGAUUGGACACUUCAGACCGACGUGCCCCACAUCAGGAAAACCGAAUUUAUUGCUUAGCGUUAGAGCGGGCUACUUAG
This is a messenger RNA of Stereum hirsutum FP-91666 SS1, 1221 nucleotides long. RefSeq lists its product as uncharacterized. Lineage: Eukaryota; Fungi; Basidiomycota; Agaricomycetes; Russulales; Stereaceae. The transcript is spliced from 3 exons. Bases 1 to 1221 code for a protein of 406 amino acids. Gene Ontology annotation, cellular component: mitochondrion. The record is from RefSeq and is a predicted model, not a curated record.